Arthroderma uncinatum is the source of this 6384-nucleotide messenger RNA. Its product is annotated as calcium-channel protein. Lineage: Eukaryota; Fungi; Ascomycota; Eurotiomycetes; Onygenales; Arthrodermataceae. The record is from RefSeq and is a predicted model, not a curated record. Gene Ontology annotation, cellular component: membrane; voltage-gated calcium channel complex. The transcript is spliced from 5 exons. Gene Ontology annotation, biological process: calcium ion import across plasma membrane. The coding region runs from base 1 to 6384 and encodes 2127 amino acids. Gene Ontology annotation, molecular function: high voltage-gated calcium channel activity; calcium ion binding.
AUGGCUCCGUCCGAGAACCCCGGCUACGAUGCGAAUAACCCGCCCGGCAGCCAUUCGAUACCCCUCCAAGACCUCUCGAGGCCCCCGGACACGGUGAUUGCAGAUGGCGCCGGGCGCCGGGCGAGAAGGGCCACUAUUGAAGAUGACGUUCCUGGGAGACAGAGAUCGGUGAGGGGGAUCCGUUCUAUGGGUAGAACCCUCUCGAGACGAUAUGAGCGGAUAGCGGAAGACUCGCCAACCGGGGGGGAUAGGAGAGGAGAAUUUGAUGACUUUGAGUCUGUCAAUUUGUCGCAAGAUACUAGGCGAACGUCCUUCGAUCAUGCAUCCUUCCACCAGAGUACUGUUGGGUUGAGCUUCGGGCCCCAGCCAUCCAGACGUUCAGACUCUUCGACACCGUACGAGAGCCAGCCGAGACCAAGUGACGACAACAACAACUAUUUCGGUGCCUCUGAGGAUUCAACAGUCCAAGAUACAGCAGCCGAUCAUAGCGGCUACCUAUCAGCAUCGUAUGAUAGAGAGAAUGAUGCCCUGCCGCUCGCGGAUCCACGUUACCUACAACCAAUUAGCGGUGCAACCGCUCCAGAAGCUACAGGACAGGUAAAUCGAAACUCCGAUGGAGGUCGUAGCGUUCGUUUUGCAGGGAGCGUUACGGGCAGCGGGUCUCAUCUGGGAGACGAUUUGGAAGAUGGCCUGCGAACGGGUCGAAGCAGUGUACGGAAUUCCCACAGAUCUGCCACAGGACGACUGUCAGCUUCACCUUCUCCUUCGUCGGCCCUAUCGAGAGCAAGCUCCAUGAUGCGCAUGGUAUCUCAGCGUGUUGUCAACCUGAGUAAUGAACCGGAGGUUAUCGAGAGUGUUAUGCGACAGAAAUCAGUUCUUAAACAUGCCCGCAUGGAUGCACCACCUUCGUUACCUGCCAUGAUGGAAUAUGCACACGACGUUGCAUCCUCAGAUACCUUAAACGAGACAGGACCCGAAAAACAGCCUUCGAGAGUGAGACGGAAACAUAUGCAUCCGACCUUGAGUCCGUUAAGGGGUAAAUCGUUGGGCAUAUUCUCACCUGACAACCGAAUUAGAAAAUGGCUGUGUGAAGUACUCGUCCAUCCCGUCACAGAACCCAUAAUCCUUCUCCUUAUCGUUGUUCAGACGAUCCUCCUAGCCAUCGAAUCUUCUGUCCACUCAGGCCGAAGACAAGGCUGGAGCUCUCCGGGUGUUGAUAUCUCCUUUCUAGUUAUCUUCAUAAUAUAUACCCUGGAAUUGAUUGCUAGGACCAUAGUCUCAGGGUUCAUAAUCAACCCUGAGGAAUAUAGCACUCUGGACCGGUCAGCUGGACUGCGAAACGCUGUGAUGACGAAAACAAGAGAACUCUUCUCCCUGCAAAGGCAGCCAUCUACAAAGAAGCCUGCAGACCUACAGCAAAUGUCCAUUAUCAGAUCCUUUACAACAAUGCAGCAACAAGCGGAUGAAAUUGGAGAUAGCCGACAACAACAGCGCAUUCGACUUGCUCGCCGUGCUUUCCUUCGACAUUCCUUCAAUAGGCUAGACUUUCUCGCAGUCGUAUCAUACUGGAUUGCGUUUUCGUUGUCUGUCCUAUCCAUCGACUCCACCCACCAUAUCUUCAUUUUCAAAAUGCUGAGCAGCCUUCGCAUUCUCCGCCUCCUUGCAUUGACAAGUGGCACAACUGUUAUUCUUCGAAGUUUAAAGAAAGCAGCACCCCUUCUAGUAAACGUCGCCGUUUUUAUAGGCUUUUUCUGGCUCCUUUUUGCCAUCAUCGGAGUCCAGAGCUUUAAAUCUAGUCUCCGAAGAACCUGUGUCUGGAUAGACCCAAUGGGUAUAAGCAAUUACACCUUAAACCAAGCCCCAGACUCAGUCCAAUUUUGUGGAGGGCACCUGGUCAAUAAAACAGGCGUAGCCCAUCCUUGGAUACACGCAGAUGGGACAAACGGGACAACGAACCCUAAAGGCCACUUAUGCCCUCAAGGCUCUCUCUGUAUUGAGGGUACCAAUCCAUACGCAGGCACCGUCAGCUUCGACGAUGUACUCCACUCGCUCGAGCUUGUUUUCGUUUUGAUGAGUUCGAACACAUUUUCUGAUCUGUUAUACUAUACUACCGACAGCGACUAUCUUGCCGCUUCCCUCUUUUUCAUCGCCGGCUUCAUUUUCCUCAGUUUAUGGCUUGUCAACUUGUUAGUUGCUGUCAUAACAUCAUCCUUUCAAGUUAUUCGAGAGGAAAGUAAGCGAAGCGCGUUUACCACAGACAGGAUCGAUGAUAUUGGACCGGAGGACACGUCGUUUCGUCGAGUCAGCAAAUUAAAACGAUUAUUCAACAGGACAAAUUACCUAUGGAUUGGUAUCAUAACGAUUGGCCUAAUUGUCCAAUGCCUGAGAAGCUCGUCUAUGAGCCAGAGUCGAAAGGAGCUCAUCGACAACACGGAAUCCACCGUCACUGCGGUCCUUUUUAUUGAAAUCUGUUUCCGUAUCGGAGUGGAUUGGAGAAACUUUUUCAAAUCCAAACAGAACUGGGUCGAUCUUAUCCUUGCCGUGACCACAAUGGUCAUGCAAAUCCCUCCCAUCCGGGCUUCUGGGGAUGUCUACGCAGGAUUGUCCAUUUUCCAAGUACUUAGGGUAUAUCGGAUCGUACUUGCGUUUUCGUUGACAAGAACCCUUAUCAUGACUGUCUUUAGCAACAUCGUUGGACUCCUUAACCUCAUUAUCUUCGUGUUCUUGAUCACCUUUCUAACCUCCAUUUUCGCCGUUCAAUUGUUUCGCGACCAAAUACCCUUCAAGACCCCGGCUGGUGAAACUACUCGGACAACUUUUUAUAAUAUAUAUAACUCGUUCUUGGGGAUGUAUCAGGUCCUCUCCAGCGAAAAUUGGACUACUAUUCUAUAUUCGGCAACAAGCGCAAAUAAUUCCCGGGGCACUGCCUGGAUUUCGGCAGCCUUUUUUGUCAUGUGGUUUGUGCUUGCUAACUUCGUUGUCCUAAAUAUGUUUAUUGCUGUCAUCCAAGAGAGUUUUGAUAUUUCCGAGGACGAGAAACGACUCUACCAGGUUAGAGCAUUCUUGCAGCAAAAGCAAUUGAGCGAAUCAUCCCAUGGGAACCUCGCGUUAUCCAGCAUUUUCAAACUUGGUCGUGACCGUGAAAGAUAUAGAGACCCACUUGAUCAUGGCCCUGCGGCACUUGAGAUGCUACUAAAAGAGGCGGUUGUCCAGGACUUUUUAGAUGAAACUUCACCGCUAAGGCCUAUGGAAAGCCAGCCACCAGAGAACCCUCCAGAGCAACAGACAACCCAGCCAGGAUUUUUUGCGAGGCUUUACUCCAAAUUAACACAGCGCGUCUUGAACAGGGAGCUGAACCCCUUUUACUCAAAGCUUAAAUUCUCAAGGGAUCAUGAUGAGCUGGAUCCCGCAGCCAUGGCGAAAGAGGUUCUUUCUGCCGCUGAGCAAAGGAAGCGUGCCCAACGACAAUAUCUCCAAAGAUAUCCCAGAUACAAUGUUUCCCUUUACCUCUUCACACCCUCUAACCCCAUCCGCCAUUUUUGCCAACGUAUGGUAGGACCAGGCCGCGGGAAGUCACGUAUCGAAGGAGUGGACCCCUAUAAGCCCGUGUGGUAUCUCUUUUCUGCAUUUAUUUACGCAGCCAUCGUUACAAUGGUCCUGAUUGCUUGUAUCUGCACACCCUUGUACCAGCGGACCUACUUCGAGACCCAUGAGCCUGGCAUCCACAAUUGGUUUGUAUGGACAGAUCUAUGGUUUGCGAUACUUUUCAGCGUCGAGGCUGUUAUCAAGGUCAUCGCAGACGGCUUCUUUUGGACCCCGAAUGCCUACUUCCGUGGAUCAUGGGGAUUUAUCGAUGGCAUCGUGCUCAUUACCCUCUGGGUAAAUGUUGUGGCCGCUUUAUACAAGACAGGUGAUGUUUCCAGAGUUGUGGGCGCGUUCAGGGCACUCAGAGCUUUAAGGCUCUUAAACGUCAGUGAUAGCGCAAGAGAAACCUUCCACGCAGUCAUAGUAAUGGGAGGAUGGAAAGUCAUAUCGGCCGCCUUUGUCUCGAUGAGUUUCCUUAUUCCAUUUGCCAUUUACGGUCUGAAUAUCUUCAAUGGCCAAAUGAAGAGAUGUAAUGACGGUGAUUUCGGAUACGAUGAUCUCUCUCACUGCGUUGGCGAAUAUAAAAGCUCCCCGUUCCAAUGGGAGGUGCUUGCGCCUCGAGCAGUACAUAACCCUUUUUACAGCUUCGAUAACUUUGGAAGUUCUCUCUUCAUUCUCUUCCAAAUUGUGUCCCAGGAAGGGUGGACUGAUGUCUUAUGGAGUGCCAUGAGUAUUACCGGAAUUGGCAAGCAACCUCGACCCUUCUCGUCACAAGCAAAUGCCCUUUUUUUCGUGGUAUUCAACCUUCUUGGAGCCGUCUUUGUCCUUACGCUGUUUGUUUCAGUUUUUAUGCGAAACUAUACGGAACAAACAGGUGUGGCCUUCUUAACGGCUGAACAACGAUCAUGGCUAGAAUUGCGAAAGCUCCUGAAACAAAUAUCUCCUUCUAAGCGAUCUCUCAAUAAGGACAACAAUAAACUCAAGGCUUAUUGCUACCGAAUCGCGGUCAAGAAGCAUGGCAAGUGGGCAAGAUUUAUCACUGCAUUACUGCUAAUCCAUCUCAUUCUCCUGGUUCUGGAAUUCUAUCCAGAGGUUUCAUGGUGGGAGAGGACACGAGACGCACUGUUCCUCUUCCUAACUCUCUUUUACAUCGCGAAUGUUAUUAUCCGUCUGGUUGGCCUAACCUGGGCUCGAUUCCGACGCAGCUCAUGGGAUUUAUACUCGGUUGUAUCAGUGUCGGGAACCUUUAUCACGACUCUCCUCGCUCUAAUCAACGAUAAAAACACGGUUUUUGCACAGCUUCACAAGCUCUUCCUGGUUUCUAUCGCGUUGCUUAUAAUACCCCGGAACAAUCAACUCGACCAGCUCUUUAAAACUGCCGCAGCAAGUUUAACGUCAAUCGGCAAUCUAUUAGCCACAUGGUUUAUUCUUUUCCUUGUUUACGCCAUCGCAUUAAACCAGAUUUUCGGCUUGACUAAAUUUGGGGGCACCCAGACGGGGAAUAUCAAUUUCAGAAGUGUUCCGAAGGCGCUCAUCCUCCUAUUCCGUAUGAGCUGUGGUGAGGGUUGGAACCAGGUUAUGGAGGACUUCGCAACUAUGGAGCCUCCUUACUGUACAAUGGGAGGAGACUUCUAUAAAAGCGAUUGUGGCAGUGCUGCAUGGGCACGAACCUUGCUUAUUUCGUGGAACAUUCUCAGCAUGUAUAUUUUUGUCUCACUUUUCGUCUCGCUGAUAUUCGAGAGUUUUUCCUAUGUUUAUCAGCGAAGCAGUGGUCUCUACGCGAUUAGCAGAGAUGAAAUCCGCCGUUUCAAGCAGGCUUGGUCAACGUUUGACCCCGAUGGCACGGGAUUCAUCUCUAAGGAGGUAUUCCCGAGGCUUUUAGGAGAACUAUCUGGCGUGUUUGAGAUGCGGAUCUACGAGGGUGAUUUCACCGUUGGCCGUAUUUUGGAAGACUGUCGCGUCAACGUUCGGGAAUCCGAGAUAUCGCAUUCUCGGUCUGUCGGUGAACUGGACCUGAAAAAGCUUAUGCUUCGCCUCUCUAAUCUGCCAAUUGCCGAGACUCGUAAAAGGCGCGCGCGUCUUAAUGCAUUUUAUGAGGAGGUUCUCGUCUCUUCUGACCCUGAACGAGGAAUAUCUUUCACCUCAUGCCUUAUGAUACUUGCUCAUUAUAAUGUCAUUACUGAUAGCAAGAGCUUGAGGUUGGAGGAGUUCCUUCGACGACGUGCUCGCUUACAGAGGGUCGAGGAAGCUGUUCGUCGUAACGUCGUGGUCGGCUUUUUCAAUACAUUAUACUGGUCCCGGCGUUUCCGACAACGUAUCCAGUCUCGCCAUGACUCGCGCCUGGUCUCUGUACCACAAUUCUCCGUCCCCGAAAUAUAUGUUGAGGAUGAGGACGGGCCUCUAGACGAGGACCAGCCAGAACGAACAUCAGAUGACCGGUCGACUAGGACUUCAGGCUCCCAAGACGGGUCUUCAAGUACACGCCCUCGCGUUGUCUUGCCUAGGAUCGAAACGAACAUGUAUGGAGAUGAUGCACACCGACUUCCAUCGCCUACACACUCUGAUUGGGGAAAUUUCAACCCAUCUCUCUCCCCGCAUCUGAGUGAAGGUCCUACAACCGUUCCGUAUGAUACUAUCAUCCCCCACGAAAAUACAGGCCGGGAACAUGGCCAUCAGCGUGGCGACAGCUCUGUCAGCGUACAGAAUGUUUUGGAUUCGUUCGAUCAUUCCGUGUGGGGCGAGAGUAUCAGACGAAGCUUUACCCGCCGCCGAUCCCAUAGCUCCGCAGGUAACGAGUAG